This is a messenger RNA of Drosophila suzukii, 2664 nucleotides long. It is a transcript of the gene Lam, whose product is annotated as Lamin. Gene Ontology annotation, biological process: nuclear migration; heterochromatin formation; protein localization to nuclear envelope. The record is from RefSeq and is a predicted model, not a curated record. NCBI's taxonomy places the organism in Eukaryota, Metazoa, Arthropoda, Insecta, Diptera, Drosophilidae. Gene Ontology annotation, molecular function: structural constituent of cytoskeleton. Gene Ontology annotation, cellular component: nuclear envelope; nuclear lamina.
GAAGGGCCAUCUCUAAAGCCAUCGCAACAAUCUCGAUUCGAUUACAAGUUUCAGCGACGCCGCGUUUUGUAGCAGAAAAAUUAUUUAAUUUUCCUAUUUGUGCUUCUUGCGUUCGUUACAAAUCACCAGCGUGAACAUGUCGAGCAAAUCCCGACGUGCUGGCACCGCCACGCCGCAGCCCGGCAGCACCUCCACCCCGCGAGCCCCGUCGGCGGGACCCCAGCAGCACCAUCAGCAGCCGCCGACCAGCCACUCGCAGACGGCCUCCAGCCCCCUGAGCCCCACCCGCCACUCUCGAGUGGCCGAGAAGGUGGAGCUGCAGAACUUAAACGACCGCUUGGCCACCUACAUCGACCGAGUGCGCAACCUGGAGACGGAGAACUCCCGCCUCAGCAUCGAGGUGCAGACCACCAGGGACACGGUCACCCGCGAGACCACCAACAUAAAGAAUAUUUUCGAGGCUGAGCUGCUGGAGACGCGUCGUCUUCUGGAUGAGACGGCACGGGAUCGUGCCCGUGGCGAGAUCGACAUCAAGCGUCUUUGGGAGGAGACCGAGGAGCUGAAGUGCCGGCUGGACAAGAAAACAAAGGAGUGUAGCACCGCUGAGGGCAAUGCUCGAAUGUUCGAGUCGCGUGCCAACGAGCUGGGCAAUAAAUUCAACCAGGCCAAUGCUGACCGCAAGAAAGUUACCGACGAACUGAACGAAGCAGUCAAGGAGUUGGAACGCCUACGAAAGCAGUUAGACGAGACACGUAAGAACCUGGAGGCGGAGACACUAUCGCGCGUUGAUCUGGAGAACACCAUCCAGAGUCUGCGCGAGGAACUCUCGUUCAAGGAUCAAAUCCACUCGCAGGAGAUCAACGAGUCGCGCCGCAUCCGCCAAACGGAGUACAGCGAGAUCGACGGACGCCUCAGCUCCGAGUACGAUGCUAAGCUCAAGCAGUCGCUACAGGAAUUGCGCGCCCAGUACGAGGAGCAGAUGCGCAUUAAUCGCGAUGACAUCGAAUCGCUGUACGAGGACAAGAUCCGUCGCCUGCAAGAGGCCGCUGCACGCACAUCCAAUUCGACGCACAAGUCCAUCGAAGAGUUGCGCUCUACUCGCGUCCGUAUCGACGGUCUAAAUGCCAAGAUCAAUGAUCUGGAGCAGACCAAUGCCAUUCUUAAUGUACGCAUACGCGAGCUGGAGCAGCAACUGGACAACGAUCGUGAGCGCCACGGCCAGGAGGUGGCCCAUCUCGAGAAGGAGCUUAUCAGACUGCGGGAAGAGAUGACGCAGCAACUACAGGAGUACCAGGACCUGAUGGACAUCAAGGUCUCCCUGGAUUUGGAAAUCGCUGCCUACGACAAGCUGCUGGUCGGCGAGGAGGCUCGCUUGAACAUCGCCCCAGCCUCCAACACUGCCACCGUGCAGUCUUUCAGCCAGUCGCUGCGCACCUCCACCCGUGCCACGCCCUCACGUCGCACGCCCUCCGGCGCCAUGAAGCGCAAGCGCGCUGUGGUCGAGGAGUCUGAAGAUCGCAGCGUGUCCGACUACUAUGUGUCGGCCAGUGCCAAGGGCAACGUGGAGAUCAAGGAGAUCGAUCCCGAGGGCAAGUUUGUGAAGCUGUACAACAAGGGCAGUGACGAGGUGUCCAUCGGUGGCUGGCAGCUGCAGCGUCUGAUUAACGAGGGCGGUCCAUCGACCACAUACAAGUUCCACCGCUCUGUGAAGAUCGAACCGAAUGGCUUGGUGACCGUUUGGUCGGCAGACACCAAGGCCUCGCACGAGCCGCCGUCAAGUCUGGUGAUGAAGUCGCAGAAGUGGGUCGCCGCCGACAACACCAGGACGAUUCUGUUGAACGCCGAGGGCGAGGCUGUGGCCAAUCUGGAUCGCAUCAAACGUGUGGUGUCCCAACACACUUCCUCCUCCCGUCUGAGUCGUCGGCGCAGCGUGAGCGCCGUUGAUGGCAACGAGCAGCUGUACCAUCAGCAGGGUGAUCCCCAGCAGACCGGCGAAAAGUGCGCCAUUAUGUAAUAUCACACACAAAAACACAAACUUUUUUCUGAACCAGACAAAUUAACAAUAAGCGGAAAGCAUAACAAGAACCCACAAAAACGCAGAGGUACAGAAAAUUAAUAAUCAGAUAAGUUAUUUUUGUUGGCCACAAGGCCAGUAAUUUAAUCAAAAAUCAUUUGUGUAGAUUUACUUAAGCCGAUUUCAGUUAAUUUACGUUUCGUUUUUCUUCAAAAUCUUCUCUAACUUUGUAUGAAACUAUAGUUUAUUGUUCCAUUGACAACGUAAUUUUCACGUUUUAUGUUUUCACGUAAGCAAACUAUUGUAAUCUUUAUUUGGCAUAAACUGGAGUCUUGAAUUUCAUCUAUGCCACAUAGAAUUUACAUAGCACUUUCACCUUUUGUAUUUGUGACGCCAAGAACUUCGAAAAUAUUGCAAGAAAACAAUAUUUUCGAUGUACUUGCGCACCCUCUCUCUCUAUGAGUAAAUAGUUCUUAAGCAAUAUCCAAGAUUAACUAACCAUAAACUACAAAAAACAACGAGCAAAUGAAAGGGAAUAUAAAAAUACAGGUCAAGAGAUUUAACUAAAAGAUGCUCCUGACAACAGACAUAUUUAUUUAAGUAUUUUUUGUACAAUCAGCAUAAAAUACAAUAUACAUUAUACACAGAAA